AGCUCAUACUCGCCAUUCUACGCCUCCUUCUUAGACACGCACGACAAGCAUCAACUGUAGCAGCCAUGACCAUCCAGGCCAACGACAAGCUCGUCCUCUACACCAACCACCUCUGCCCUUGGGCCCACCGCGCUCACAUCGCCGCUGCUGAGCUCGGCCUCAAGUUCGAGGAGCACAUUGUCGACCUCGACACUCCCCGUACCAAGGAGUACCUCGCCAUCAACCCCCGCGGCCUUGUCCCCGCCCUCAAGUUCAACGACGAGAUCAUCAUUGAGAGCGGCAUCGUCGCGGCCUUCCUUGCCGACCAGUACCCCUCCCACCUCGUCCCCGAGUCCAGCGCCCCCGGCGGCGCCCUCAAGCGUGCCCGCAUCGCCCUCUUCGUCGACGCCUUCUUCUCCAAGUUCCAGAGCCCCCUCUUCAAGAUCUACACCGCUUCCGAGGAUGAGCUCCCCGCCGUCACCGAGGCUGCGACCGCCGGCCUUGUGAAGGAGGUUGAGCCCCUCCUCAAGGACGCUAAGCCCUACUUUGGCGGCGCCGACAAGCUUACUCUUGCCGAGGUCCUCACUGGCUCGUUUGUUGUCCGUCUCCUUUCCCUCGGCAAGGCCGGCGUCUACCCCGCCAGCUUCCUCGCCUCGAUCGAGCAGCAGGCCCCCAACUUCUGGGCCUGGGCCCAGAAGGUCGCUGUCCACCCCAGCGUCACCGGCAUCUACGACGAGGAGAAGGUCGUCACCAAGACCAAGGCUCGCAUUGAGAAGCUCCGUGCUGAGAAGAAGUAAGCCAGUGUUCUCUCUUCUAUGAGUGUCAUUGCGGCUUAAGUUCAGCGCACCCGUCAAAACCAUCACUUGCCCCUACACAUGAUCGCGCGACGUGCUCCUUCAGGGCUGGCGACUCUCGUGGUUCGCGGUUGUGAGGGCGAGGUGGUGUUGUUGUCUUUUGGUAUCUAUAGGUAGUGUAUGCAGUCAAGACGUUACAGCAGUUGCACUGAAA
Molecule: messenger RNA, 987 nt
Organism: Vanrija pseudolonga
Lineage: Eukaryota; Fungi; Basidiomycota; Tremellomycetes; Trichosporonales; Trichosporonaceae
Product: Pyrimidodiazepine synthase
Exons: 3
Coding region: 66-776 (236 amino acids)
Cellular component (GO): cytoplasm
Source: RefSeq, a predicted model, not a curated record